AUGCAUAUCAUCAAGCCGAUCUGGCUCACGCAUGGGGGGGAAAAGAAGGACUUCGAAGUGUACAGUUGCCAUGUGUCUCCAGACGGGCAACGCCUGGUCACAGCGGCCGGUGAUGGCUAUGUGCGAAUCUGGUCGACCGAAGCGAUCUACAACGCUGCCAACGCAAAGUACGACAAGCCCAAGCAGCUGGCGUCUAUGAGCUAUCAUUCUGGCACGAUCCACACCGUUCGAUUUUCUCCCGGAGGAAAGUUCCUGGCCUCGGGCGCAGAUGACAAGAUUGUAUGCAUAUACACACAUGACCCGAGUCCGCCGAGCCAUGCUGCAUUUGGUUCAAACGAGGCGCCUCCUGUGGAAAACUGGCGCAUUUUCCGCAGGUUGAUCGGGCACGACAACGACGUCCAGGACCUAGGCUGGUCAUACGAUGGAACAAUUCUGGUGUCAGUCGGCUUGGAUUCCAAGGUUGUCGUCUGGUCGGGCUACACCUUUGAGAAGCUCAAAACACUAUCCAACCACUCAAGCCACGUCAAAGGCAUUACUUUUGACCCGGCGAACAAGUACUUUGCAACUGCGAGCGACGAUCGAACCAUAAGAAUCUUCCGUUUCACCUCUCCCACUCAAAACUACACUAGCCACGACGCAGUGAACAACUUCAUCCUCGAGCAGACGAUCGUUCAACCGUUUGUCAACUCACCGCUCACAACCUAUUUUCGGAGGUGUUCUUGGGCCCCGGAUGGACAGCACAUCGCCGCCGCCAAUGCGGUUAACGGGCCAGUCAGUGCAAUUGCUAUCAUCAAUCGCGGAACCUGGGACGGUGAUACUACGUUGAUCGGUCACGAAGGACCGGUGGAAGUAUGCGCCUUCUCCCCGAGAUUAUAUGGAUCAGAGCCCGUCACUCGCCCCUUACCUGAAGGCCAUGUUGCCCCUCAUACCACCGUCAUUGCGUGUGGAGGUGCGGACAAAUGUCUUAGCAUCUGGACGACGAACAACCCACGUCCUCUAGUUGUACAGCAAGAUGUUGCUGCGAAACCUAUCUCCGACCUCUCCUGGAGUCCGGACGGACAGACUCUAUUCGCGACGGCGUUGGAUGGCACCAUCUUAACGGUCAUGUUCGAACCUGGCGAACUAGGCUAUCCCAGACCCAUUGAAGAGAACGACCGGUCACUCAGUAAAUUUGGGACGUCAAGGAAGGGUCUCGGCUUUCCGGAGACGACCGAAGCAUUGCGUUUGGAAGAGCUAAGCAAGGCAGGCGAACUGAAGGGUGUGGAAGGCAGGAUGGGCGCUCUCAUGGGCGACUCUCAUUCUGCGCAACCCGCCACAACCAAUGCAGCUGGACCUCCAAAUGGCACCACAAUGUCAGAGCCAUUGCAGAAUGGGACAGAAACCACGGCGAACGGGCAUGCAGCGGCAAAAGCACAAGACGAUUUAAACCAGGCUAAACUGGAACGUCUCAAAAACAGGGUCGAGAUCACGAAAGACGGGAAGAAGCGAAUACGUCCGCUGCUGGUGUCUGGAGCAGGCGGAGCCGAGUCCUCUCUGCCCCAGACGAAGCUUGUCAGUGCCAGUGCCAGUGCCAAUGUCCAGACGGUCGAUACUCCGCAGUCGAUCCUGGAUCUCUCCAAGCCGUUUGAUGGUCUCCCUAAGGGUGGACUCGCAACUCUGCUGCUUGGAAACAAGAGGAAAUACGCACAAAUAGAAGGCGAGGAGGAAGGCACUACAGAAAAACGGGUGCUGGCUGCGAGCCAAAAGGGAGGCCUUCCCAUUCUCAACAACACACCCGAUGGACUUCUGCCAGCACAACACCAGCCGCCUACCAGCGGUCAAGAAGUCACCCCUGACUGGAUUCGGCCUGCUGUUAUUAACCCUGCGAUUAGUGUCAGCCAGCUGCGACUGGCCGUGCCAAAAGUCCGAGCACACAUUGUCCAAGGCAUCGAACCCUCAGGCCAGCCAGCCGAAGUCUCGAAUGAUGCCGCCAACAAAUCGAGGGCGGAGUUCGUUUUCGAAGCUCGCAAUCCUACCGGCCCGUCGUUAACACCACGUGCACAAGACCGCGAACCGUGUCGGAUCACAUUGACUAGGAAGGAUCAGCCUCUGUGGCAGGAUUUCCUGCCUCGCCCAGUUCUUUUAGUGACAGGCAACCAUAAGUUCUGGGCGGCUGCGGACGAAGCAGGGUCGGUGUAUCUUUGGACGCCGCAUGGGCGACGGCUCAACAGCGCCAUCGUGAUGGAAGCCCAGCCUGUCGUUCUAGCAGCCUACGAGUCCUGGCUGCUGUGCAUCACCAGCGUCGGUAUGUGCUACGUGUGGAACGUGAAGACAAUGUCGUCGCCCCAUCCGCCAGUCUCUCUCGCUCCUGUUCUCGAUACCGCGAUGCAUUCUCUCGCCGCGCAUCCGACAGGUGCCCCUGCCAUAACGCAUGCCCGAUUGAACUCGGAGGGUCGCAUCAUCGUCACUCUAUCCAACGGUGAAGGAUUCGCCUACUCGCCCCAGAUGUACUGCUGGCAGCGCCUGUCCGAGGUCUGGUGGGCAGUAGGCAGCCAGUACUGGAACACCACCGACUCGUCGGUCGGGAACAUCCAGUCGUCCAAAGCCCAAGCCCAAGCCAGCGGCCCCGGUGCGGUCGACAAGUCUGUCAACGUGUCCUCAGGCAUCAUCCCCUGGCUGGAGAGGAACACUACUUCCGAAACCCUCCUGCGCGGUCGGGCGUACUUUCUCCAACGGCUCGUCAAGGUCCUGCUGUCGCGCGAGGGCUUCGAGAGUUUCGAGUCCGGCGUGUCCAUCGCACACCUGGAGAACCGCAUCGCCGCGGCACUCAUGCUCGGCGCCAAGGAUGAGUUCAGGAUCUAUUUGCUCAUGUAUGCGAAGCGACUGGGCGCCGAGGGCCUGCGGCUGAAAGUCGAAGAGCUGCUGCGCACGCUGGUCGGCGGCAUCGUCGAGGAACCCCAGCCUGAUCCGACCAGCGAAAGCAGUGCGGUCGUCAAGAAUCCCAAUGCAGUCGAAGGCCGCAAUUGGCAGGAAGAGUCCAAGACGAUCUGCGGAUGGCCGAGAGAAGAACUUCUCAAAGACGUCGUCUUGCUACUCGGCAAACACCGCGAUCUGCAAAGAAUCACCGUGCCAUACGCGAGGAUGCUACAUCUUGUUGAUGUCGACGAGACGAAUCCCGAUCCAGGUUUCGAUCCAGGUCCAGAUGAUACUAUGACAGCUUGA
Capronia coronata CBS 617.96 is the source of this 3201-nucleotide messenger RNA. Its product is annotated as protein HIR1. The record is from RefSeq and is a predicted model, not a curated record. Bases 1 to 3201 code for a protein of 1066 amino acids. The transcript has 5 exons. Gene Ontology annotation, biological process: chromatin remodeling; regulation of DNA-templated transcription; DNA-templated transcription. NCBI's taxonomy places the organism in Eukaryota, Fungi, Ascomycota, Eurotiomycetes, Chaetothyriales, Herpotrichiellaceae. Gene Ontology annotation, molecular function: nucleosome binding; protein binding. Gene Ontology annotation, cellular component: nucleus; HIR complex.